Molecule: messenger RNA, 861 nt
Organism: Puccinia graminis f. sp. tritici CRL 75-36-700-3
Lineage: Eukaryota; Fungi; Basidiomycota; Pucciniomycetes; Pucciniales; Pucciniaceae
Exons: 4
Coding region: 1-861 (286 amino acids)
Source: RefSeq, a predicted model, not a curated record
AUGGAUGUCAACUACAAGUAUUUUGUACAGAUAAAUACAAGCAAGGGACCAAAGUACCGGUGCUGGUUGUGUAAGGGCCAGAGUACAAAGAAUCGCAACCGCCAUUGCCUCAACAAGCGACAUCAAGAUUUCGUCCGAGCAGAUAACGAGCAACGUAGUCGAGUAGCAUCUCGAAGGGCUGCUGCCAGGGUUUCAAAUGAAGAGGUAUUCGUUGUCAAUAACAAUAUCAGCCAGAUCGAAUCGCUAGUUUUUGAGGAUCAAGAAGAUAGUCAAGCAGAAGAGUUGGAGUCCAACAGAAGUGAAGCAAUCCACGAACCAAACAUUUUCCCGCUGGAUAUCUUCGAAGAGGAGGAUUCUGAUAACGAAACCGACAAUGCGGCUGAGCUGACCUGGAUGCAGUUCCUCGAACUAGCGAUUGGACAAAUUUCUUCGGAACCAGACGAGCUUGCUGAUGUCGACUCAAUACCGUCGUUUCGCCAGGAAGAAGUAAAGAUUGAGGAUGUCACUCCGGACAGCUCGGUGUGGUUUCCCUUCCCAAGCAAAGAGAUUUGUACUAUCUUCACGUUAUACGCCAUUGGGCUUCCUGGUUGGGAGGCCUUGCGAAUCAUGCGAGCAAAGAUCCGUUCGAUGAGUAAUCAUUCUAUAAUCCAAAGGGAAUCGGUGUUCAAUCAGCCUAUGUUUGGAUUAGAUGCUAGGCAAUUGAUAUCUGAUCAUGAUAAGCUGAAUGAGAUUUCUUACCGGUUCUUUGCAGGAUCUAAUGAAUCCAUUGGUAGCACCACAUUUGGAAUUUGUGCCGGAGGAUGCGCAGGGAUUGAAUAUCUUCAAGUCUUCUCAGUCUCUCAAGUGGCUCAAACACUUUGA